Messenger RNA from Penicillium malachiteum, 1548 nucleotides. RefSeq names its product putative MFS transporter. Gene Ontology annotation, molecular function: transmembrane transporter activity. The coding region runs from base 1 to 1548 and encodes 515 amino acids. Gene Ontology annotation, cellular component: membrane. The transcript has 2 exons. NCBI's taxonomy places the organism in Eukaryota, Fungi, Ascomycota, Eurotiomycetes, Eurotiales, Aspergillaceae. Gene Ontology annotation, biological process: transmembrane transport. The record is from RefSeq and is a predicted model, not a curated record.
AUGUCGUCGUCAAAACCUCACGCCGUUCACGAUGAGGAUCCCAUCAAAGAUACCCCAGCUCCUCCACAUGUCUCCUUGACGGAAGAGGAGAACAAGCGCAUUUGUCACAAGACCGACCGGACUAUUUUGUUGGUCCUCAUCUGGGUCUACUUUUUACAGAUCCUUGACAAGACCGUGCUCGGAUACGGUGCAACAUAUGGAUUGGAGACCGAUACUGGGUUGACAGGAAACCAAUAUUCAAUGCUGGGCUCGAUCGCUCCGAUCGCUCAACUGUGUUGGCAGCCAUUCUCGUCUUACCUGAUCGUCAAGGUACCUCCCAAAAUUCUCAUGCCAAUUCUUUGCCUUGGAUGGGGCAUUGCACAGGCUUGUAUGGCAGCUUGCCAUAACUUUAGUGGCUUGAUGGCGACUCGGUUUUUCUUGGGACUGUUUGAAGCUGGAUGCUUGCCUCUGUUCGGUAUCAUUACUAGCCAGUGGUAUCUUCGUGCGGAGCAACCUAUUCGCAUUGCAGCUUGGUACAGUACCAAUGGACUGGCUACCAUCGUUGCCGCUGCGUUGUCAUAUGGUCUGGCACAUAUCAACUCACCUGUUCUGGAGUCAUGGCAAAUCAUCUUCCUCUUUGUAGGACUCGUCACUAUUGUCUCCUCUCCGAUAGUCUACUGGCGAUUAGACAACGACGUGACAACGGCUCGAUUCUUGGAUGAGACCGAGAAGAUCCAAGCUAUGGAGCGCCUACGAGCUAACCAAACUGGCACUGGAAGCGGAGAGUUCAAAAUGAGUCAUGUAUGGGAAUGCGUACUCGAGCCGAAAACAUACCUGUGGAUUGGGAUGUCGAUGCUGCUUAACAUCGGUGCCAGCGUGACCAACACUUUCGGUCCUCUGAUUCUGGAUGGUUUAGGUUACGGCACUUAUCGCACCAGUCUAUUGACAAUGCCAUUCGGAGCACUACAGUUUGUCAUCAUCCUGGUUGCCAGCUGGCUUGCUCAAACCGCCCGGAUUAAGAGCAUUAUUCUCGCCACAUUCAUGUUGCCAGUCAUUGCCGGGUUGGCCAUAUUGUAUGUUGUCACUCAUACCGACGCCAACCAGGGCAAGCUUCUUGCCGGGUACUACUUACUGGCAUUUUUGUUUGGCGGAAACCCUCUGAUCGUCACUUGGAUCGUCGGUAAUACGGCAGGCAGCACUAAGAAGUCUGUGGUGAUGAGUCUAUUCAACGCUGCUUCUUCUGCUGGAAAUAUUGUGGGCCCUCUGCUGUUUAACUCUAAAGAUAAGCCCACGUAUCACCCAGGCUUGCGUGCUUGCUUGGGCAUCUUCUGUACCCUGGCUGCUAUUGUCCUCAUUCAGUGGGCCAAUCUAUGGGUUCUCAACAAACAGCAGGCUAAGCGCCGUGUUCGCAAUGGCAAGAGUGCCCAGAUUGUCGAUCACUCUAUGCAGUCCCAUUUCCACGGAGUUCAAGCUGAGGAAGGCAGUGAAGAAGGGGUCACCCAUGCCGGGACCCAUGUGAUGGACGACAUUACGGAUAAGGAGAAUGACGAGUUUGUAUAUCUAUAUUAG